AUGCGAUCAAAUCAGACCAAGGGCUUAGGGAUAGACGGUGGAGAAACCCCUGCUGAACAACCCAAGGCCGCAGCUCCUGGUCAAGAAGCUCUGACCAAGCUGAAUCAGAUUAUAUCGAAUUACCAUACCAAAGCGGCCUUGAUCAUUCUUCAGUCCCGGGUUGAGUUGCCGCAGUCCUUCAAUAAAGGCUCCAACCAUCCCAGAGUUAAUCGAUGGUUUAAUGUCGAGUUGGAUGAAACCGAUGUUUUGCGAGAAUCGCUGCAAACCUGGCGAACCUGCGACGCCACAGAUAACCGACCGCCACCCCUCAUCAUCGAAACCUUCAUAGACACAAAGGGCCUCACAAAUAACGAAAGCUUGGUGAUCUUGGAUGAUAACGGAAAACGCUGGGAUGUGCAGGAAUCACUUGCGGCUUCGCUCAUGCUGGGCUCGAAACAAUCGGCGUCCGAGGAGGUCAUUCUGGAGCGAUGGAAGAUUGAGCUGGGGGCCUCCUCUAGCCGACCUCCGGCUGAUUUGGGCUCCAUUUUGCCAACGGUUUACAAGAAAAGCAUCGUUCUCUUCCGCUCGUUAUUCACGUACUCCAAGUUUCUCCCGGCUUGGAAGUUCUCUCGUGGCAAUACAAAGGCACGGAGAAGCCCCGCUCUGCAGAUUAGGUAUCGUGUGGUUGAUGGGAGUUCUUACCGUGACGCACCGCUAGAUAAUUUGACAGUGCCAUUAUUUCAGGGAGACAGCAAAGUGGCGGACACUUACAAUUUUGGGGUCACAGAGUCACCGGCGGGGCCCUUUUCGGUAGAGGUCUCAUACCGAACGAAUUGUGAUUUCCGAAUUGAUGACUCCGAGGCUUUGUUAAGCUCCCGCUUCAUGGGUGCUGAUGAUGAGAUAUUCCGACCCUCAUUGCCCAAGGAGGAAACAAUUCGCCCCAAUCCUGAAGUUGGGUCAGUACCAGUGGAAAGGAGGACAGUCGAAAAUCCGGAUCGUUCACGAGCGUAUGGGAGCUUAUCAACAUUUCACCAAGUCGGUCCAGCUGCGGGUGCAAGUCCUAUUUCUGCUCUGCGUGCCGCUCGAGAUGCCGGUGCGGGUUCUCCCUCGCCAACGGACUCGGAGUAUAAGAAGUUAUUGCCUGCUGCAAAAAUCGCGGCGACAGGACGAGCAGGUGGAAGACUUGCAGGUGAGGGCGGUAGCUCCAACUUUACUCGGCGUCCCUCUGUCUCCUUCCCCCAUUUUAAAGCUGGCUCUCUUUCUGAUUCUCCGGGGUUUGUCGACCAUCCUUUGGGUGUCUCUCCUCGCACUACUUCUGCGCGUGGCUCUACAGGAACCUCUGUUGAUUCGCGUGUAAUGCCACCUCCUUCCUCGGCGGCAUCAGCACGGCGCCCCACUUUGAUGACCGAUCAAGCGAUACCCUCAUCUACCUCGGCCUCCCCUAAGCCUGCACCGAUUUCCCGGUUCAGUAGUUCUUUCAGCCAUCGGCGAGCUCGCCCAUCUUCAGGAGGCACCCACAAGAUGGAAGACGACAACUCCAGCGGCAAGGCAAGUGCGACAUCCUCCAACGUCCAGCCAGGCUCUGGUCUUCUUGCAGACGUUACUGGAACAAGUGCGGAAUCAAUUCACGCAGACGAUGAAAAUAUCUCCGAGUUUCUCAAAUUUCUUGAUCAAAAGAAGGAUUUAAUGAAUCGCCCGCCUAGCACUGGCUCCCAGUUGUCUGGUUCUCGCAAACCUACGGCCACUUCCACUGCUCUUGCUCGCUUUCAGCAAAUGCGUGACUCGAACGCCGCGCUGUCAGAUUCAAUGUCAGCUUCCGUGCAACUCCAACGUUUGUCUAUCUCCUCCAGUAAACAGCUCUCUGGGGUUCCUCCCAUGGUUGCUGGCACUUCUAUUUCCACCGCUUCCUCCCCCGGGAAGCCAAUUUCUCCCCAUACCCCCCAUACGCCUGCCAUUCGAUCUCGUUUGAGCUCCAACAGCGUCGUUGAUGACAUCAACCCCGAGCACAGCGGUCGAGAGCCACGUAUUGAGCAUGAUAUCCAUGGCUCUCCGCUCGAGGAGAAUUCUAGCCUUGAAUCAACACAACGAGCUCCGUCUACAGCAGCUGCAAUUGAUAUUCCUACUUCCCCGCGUCCUUUCGCACCAUCCUUCCGCCGUUCAAGCUCUGCUGCUCAACGCCGACGACCAGCUACUAAUGAUGAAGAUGAUAUCUUCACAUUCGGUAUGCGGAGUGUCAGCCUUGGGAUUGAGGAGAGAUCACACCUCACUCGUCAAACUCAUCAGGAGAAUUCGGAUGCAAAUACUCUGCUAGAACCUGGCUCGCUGAAUCUCUCCUUGGAAGACCCUAGUGCUCGUGUUGCCGCUUCAGCUGCCAACGCAAAGAACCGGGACGGCGAGGCCCUCAGGGGCCAGGCUGUUUCUGUCCCGGCUGCAACAUCCACCUCGUCAAACACCAACCUUUACCAGCCCCGUUUUCCUGCUCGUGGCCGAGGCCUUUCUGGCGGCCCCCAUUCGCUCAGUUCGGCAUCCAGCAGCCUUGCGCGCGGAGGCACGAUCCCCCAGUACAUGGCUGAGCGUGAGGACCGUGACGGCAAUGCUAGUGGAAGCAACAGUGGCAACUCAACUAUGGAAAUCAGACGUAGCUCUUUCCAACGCCGCCCACCGCCAUCUCAGUUCGAGGAUGAUGAGCCGCUGCUGUUCGCUAUGAGUGACUUCGGCGCCUCUCGUCGCAGCCUCGAAGAGAACCGCCAUAGUAAUCAUGGUGGCGCUGACUCCAGCGCUGGUUCUCGACGUGGCAGUGGCAAGCGUGGAGCUGGACCUCCUGGAUGGACCUAG
Molecule: messenger RNA, 2814 nt
Organism: Penicillium verhagenii
Lineage: Eukaryota; Fungi; Ascomycota; Eurotiomycetes; Eurotiales; Aspergillaceae
Exons: 3
Coding region: 1-2814 (937 amino acids)
Biological process (GO): mitophagy; protein localization to phagophore assembly site; piecemeal microautophagy of the nucleus
Cellular component (GO): phagophore assembly site; cytosol; extrinsic component of membrane
Source: RefSeq, a predicted model, not a curated record